Molecule: messenger RNA, 4557 nt
Organism: Fusarium keratoplasticum
Lineage: Eukaryota; Fungi; Ascomycota; Sordariomycetes; Hypocreales; Nectriaceae
Product: Lysophospholipase NTE1
Exons: 3
Coding region: 1-4557 (1518 amino acids)
Biological process (GO): lipid metabolic process
Cellular component (GO): endoplasmic reticulum
Molecular function (GO): phosphatidylcholine lysophospholipase A1 activity
Source: RefSeq, a predicted model, not a curated record
AUGGCAUCUGAUCCGUCAAAUGCCGCCCGCGUGGCCGGCCUCGUCUCCGAGAGCGUCUCCAACGCCCUCAGCAGCUCAGCACCCUCUGCCGUGAGCGCUAUGCCCGCCGCAGCCGCCCAUGAGUCCUACAGUUGGCUAGGCCUCUUUGGAUGGCUGAUCUGGUCCAUUUUCCACAUCGUCUCGACCAUCCUCUACUGGGUGAUCCGGAUCGCAACGAUUAAUUUUCCUUCCUUCCUGUACCACUUGUUCUCUACAAGCUGGACAGUCACCAUGAACGCGACUACGCUCAUGUUCAUCAUGGCGGGCCUCGUCUCGGCGGUGAGCUGGGUCGUCAGGUAUCGCAUCCUCAACAUGUACUCGCGUCUGCCUCCCGAGCCGCAACGCAAGGAGCCAGAGAUCGACCUAUUUCCGGAUACCCACGAAGGUGGCACCAAGUCGGGUCUAGCCAAUUACUUGGACGAGUUCUUGAGUGCCAUCAAAAUCUUUGGUUACCUUGAGCGACCAGUCUUCCACGAGUUGACUAGGAGCAUGCAAACGAGGAAACUCAUUGCCGGCGAAACCAUCAACCUGGAAGAGGAGAAGGGCUUCUGCAUCGUAGUCGACGGUCUGGUUGAGAUUUUUGUCAAGUCGGGUCGAAGUCCUCGUGCAGCUGCCGCGUCUAGAGGACGUCUUGACCUAGACUCUUCCGAUGAAGAUGAUGUCCCUCCUGGUCAGCAGACCUACCAACUUUUGACAGAAGUUCGCAAUGGCGCCCCAAUGUCAUCGCUCUUCUCUAUCAUGUCUCUGUUCACGGAGGAUGUUCGACUACGUCCAAACGAUGACGACGACGAUGUGCAUCCUGCAAAGAGCAGUGGGCUGAGACACCCAAGCUUCUCGAAAGAGAACGUGUCUCGUGUCCCAUCAGAUGCGCACAUCUCCAUGCCGAGCUCCCCUCAGGAUGAUGACAUGGACCCCGAGGCAAAGAAGCAUAGUGGGCGCGGUACUCCCAACCUGGAUAAUAUUGCCAACGCCAGAAUCCCGCCCAUGUCUCUGGACGGAUCUACUCCUCCUCCUGGAAGACCACCUAUGCCCACAAGGGCGACCUCGAGCUCAGCCCACCCAGACAUCAUCGCUCGUGCUACCGUUGACACAACCAUCGCGAUCAUUCCUGCAAGCGCUUUUCGGAGACUUAUCAAGAUCUACCCGAAGGCCACUUCACACAUUGUCCAUGUCAUUCUCUCGAGAUUCCAGAGAGUCACUCUCUCCCAAGCCUUCAACUACCUGGGUCUCACCAGUGAGGUGUUGCAGACGGAGAAGAGCAUGAUCAAGUACACAAUGUGUCAGCUCCCCAACAUCUUGCGGGGUGAUGCUUUGGAACGGUUGAAGGAAAAAUUCAAUCGCGAACGGGAACGCACAGGAGAGGGAGAGGAGACCAAGGGCAUCGCUCUACACAAUUCUGCUGCAACUCGCCGACGAAGGUCUAGCACGACCCUUCGAAAGGAGGCUGUACUGCAGUCGAUGACGAAGCAAAGACCGGCUUCGGUUAUUGCCAGCAACAUUGCACCGCUUCGUGAACGGGCUUCACCACAUACCCCGAGCCCUGGUGACCUCUUGGCGAAUAUUCAACUCGCGCGUGGUGGUGGUCGCUUCCCUCCUGAUCAGCGAUCAGUUUCGGGAGCGUCGUUGAGACGGCAAGGAACCAACCCCUUGGAUGACCGAUUCUUCAAUGACCCGUUCGAUUCGAGAAGACAUGCUCGCAUGACUAUUGAUCCGCGAGAGUCGGUUGAUGAAGACAAUCUCUUCCGAGCUUCUAUCUUGGAGUGCAUGUUCAAGUCGCUUGGCUUGGACUCAAACGCAAGUGCAUCUCGGGAACCGGAAUCAAUGGAGGGUUCUCCCAGGCUUGUCUCACUGGACCAACGCCGAUCAAAGAACCUGUACUCUCACAACAAUGCCUUUGGAUUCAUGGGCCCUUAUGAUGGUUCUGCGGACGGGGAAACCGAGUCGGUGACAUCGAGUGGUAUGGCUCUUCAUGCGCCAGUCAACGCUCAAGUGCUGGCUCACGACAUGAGAGAUGAGGUUGAGAUUGUCUUCUUCCCCAAGGGCUCUGUUCUCGUGGAGCAAGGGGAGAGAAAUCCGGGCCUUUACUAUGUUGUUGAUGGCUUCUUGGACAUUGGCACAACGAGUGACGACGAUCCGCAUAACAUUUUGCAGUCCAACGGAAUCGGUUCACUCCAGCCGGACCCUUCCUCGCCAGAUCCAUCUGAGAUGGGAUCAUUCCCUAAUCUGGCAAGAACGGAGGCUGCACGAGACCGGGUUGAAAGCCAGAGUCAAACUCCAGCAAAGCACCGUCGAAGCGUUGCUCUCGUCAAGCCCGGUGGUCUGGCUGGCUACAUUGGAAGCGUGUCCUCAUACAGGUCAUUCAUUGAUGUCGUUGCGAAGACGGAUGUGUAUGUUGGGUUCCUUCCCCGUGCUUCCCUGGAGCGAAUCGUGGACCGAUAUCCAAUCGUUCUUCUGACGAUGGCCAAGAGACUGACAAACAUUUUGCCGCGUCUCAUCCUGCAUAUCGACUUUGCUCUGGAAUGGGUUCAAGUCAAUGCGGGACAAGUCCUCUUCCACGAAGGAGACGAAAGUGAAGCCAUUUACAUCGUCCUCAAUGGCCGCCUUCGUCUUGUGCAAGACCGAAAGGGCGGCGGAGUGACUGCACGGGCUGAGUUUGGACAGGGAGAUAGUGUUGGCGAGCUUGAGGUGCUCACGGAAACUGCUCGUCCUGGGACUCUGCACGCCAUCCGAGACACGGAGCUGGUGAAAUUCCCCCGAACCCUGUUCAACAGCCUGGCGCAGGAGCAUCCAAACAUCACCAUCAAGAUCUCCAAGAUCAUUGCGUCCCGGAUGAGGGCAGUGAUGAACGACACAGCCAAGUUCUCCAACAAGGACACGGGUGCUGGGCCGAACACGUUGAUGCGCAAGUCAACGAUGAACCUUCGGACAGUUGCCAUUUUGCCCGUGACAGCAGGCGUGCCAGUUGUCGAGUUCGGAAAUCGCCUGAUGAAUGCCCUCGCACAGGUUGGUCCUGCAAAUGGAGCCACAUCUCUAAACCAUGCCGCUAUUCUCAACCACCUGGGCAAGCAUGCCUUCAACAAGAUGGGCAAGCUGAAACUAUCCCAGUAUCUUGCAGACCUGGAAGAGAAGUACGGUCUGGUUGUCUAUGUCGCAGAUACCAAUGUUAACUCGCCAUGGACGCAAACCUGCAUCACCCAAGCCGACAGCAUCCUACUUGUGGGGCUUGCCGAAGGCUCCCCAGCCAUUGGCGAGUAUGAGCGUUUCAUGCUUGGAAUGAAGUCUACGGCCCGAAAAUUGCUAGUAUUGCUGCAUGCUGAGCGAUACUCGCGCCCUGGCCUGACCAGAUCGUGGCUUCAAAACCGCAUGUGGAUCAAUGGUGGUCAUUACCACAUCCAGAUGGCCUUUAGGACAAAUGAGAUGCCUGUGCAUCCUCCCUCCAAGAGGUUGGGCCAGGCACUCAAGGAACGUGUCCAGGUGUUGCAGGCGGAAAUUCAAAAGUACACAUCUAGAAAGGUGCAUCACACGCCAUACUACUCCCCGGACACGACCUUCAAGGGCGACUUUCAUCGAUUGGCUCGGCGACUCUGCGGCAAGUCUAUUGGACUUGUGCUUGGCGGAGGCGGCGCACGAGGAAUCACACAGAUUGGCAUCAUCAGAGCCAUGGAAGAAGCCGGUAUCCCUAUCGACUUGGUUGGUGGUACUUCAAUCGGCGCCUUUGUCGGAGCAUUGUACGCACGGCAUGCAGACGUGGUGCCCAUGUUUGGUUUUGCCAAGAAGUUUGCUGGGCGCAUGGCUAGUCUCUGGCGGUUUGCUUUGGAUCUUACCUAUCCAUCGGCAUCUUACACGACAGGGCACGAGUUCAACCGUGGCAUCUUCAAGGCAUUUGGCGACACGCAGAUUGAAGACUUUUGGCUUGAAUAUUAUUGCAACACGACCAACAUCAGCAAGAGCAGGGCCGAGUUCCACACAAGCGGAUACGCAUGGAGGUACAUCCGGGCGUCCAUGUCUCUGGCGGGCUUGCUUCCCCCGUUGUGUGACGAAGGCAGUAUGCUACUCGAUGGUGGCUAUGUUGACAACCUGACUGUUUCACACAUGAAGGGUCUGGGAGUGGACAUUAUCUUUGCUAUCGACGUUGGAGCACUGGAUGAUGACACACCCCAGACGUAUGGAGACUCCCUCUCUGGAGCAUGGGCAUUCGUCAACCGAUGGAAUCCAUUCUCGUCACAUCCCAACCCUCCAACCUUGGCAGAGAUCCAGGCGCGGCUGGCGUAUGUCUCAAGCGUGGAUGCCCUGGAGCGAGCCAAGGCGAUGGCAGGAUGCAUCUACAUGCGACCUCCGAUCGAUGACUACGGGACCCUUGAUUUCCACAAGUUUGACGAACUGUCUUCACUGGGAUACAAGUAUGGACAAGAGUUUUUGCAGAAGAUGAGGGAUCAAGGAGUUUUGCCAUUGGUAGAAGAAACGGAAGCCAAGAAGGCAUUGAGACGGACUAUGGCGCCUAGACGAGCGAGUAUUUGA